Ruditapes philippinarum (Manila clam) is the source of this 2808-nucleotide messenger RNA. RefSeq lists its product as uncharacterized. Bases 53 to 1213 code for a protein of 386 amino acids. Gene Ontology annotation, biological process: extracellular matrix organization. The transcript is spliced from 4 exons. Gene Ontology annotation, cellular component: extracellular matrix. The record is from RefSeq and is a predicted model, not a curated record. NCBI's taxonomy places the organism in Eukaryota, Metazoa, Mollusca, Bivalvia, Venerida, Veneridae. Gene Ontology annotation, molecular function: metalloendopeptidase activity; protein binding.
GGCGUCACGCCUGCGAAGGUUGGAAGGGCCUUCAAGCACACAUUCUAAGACGAUGAAUCAUCAACAUUCAGAAACAGUUUCCGACAUGUCAAAAGACCUAGAUACCAGUCAUGACAAAACAAGAAAUGAUAUUAAAAGAAUAGAGACAAUCGAAUCAACAUUGGCAAGAAUAGUACCACAGUUUGAAUCUUAUAUUCAAAACAAGACGGAUGAUAUAAAACAUAGAAUGCACGAACAACGCAUAGACAAGAUUGAAUCUGAACUCGCUUUAGUUUCUAACAAAACAGAUAAUCUCCUUGACAUGAACGAUGACAGUGAAAACGCGGUGGUACAGUUACAAAGGACUAUAAGAAAGGCAUUCCGCGGAGAAAAAAUAAAAGGAUUGAAUUUCGAACUUAAAAUAAAUGAAAAAGUAAAGAAUAUUGAAGCGUAUUGUGUAAACUUUACAAUAACAUCUGGACAACUUAUUGACGAGUUCAAGAAAGAAGUUGCUAUUGAAACCAAAGAAUUUGUAGCCGAGAUGAAUCAAAAAGAAAUAAACAUUAGCAAUACAAUAAAUGACAUUAAAAUUGAUGCGAAUUCACGCUCCGAUGAUUUAGAAAAUGCAUUGUCUAAAACAAAGAAAAUACUUUCAAAUCUGGAAGAUAUUAUAUUAAAGGACAGGACAGAUGGAGGAUGGAGUAGUUGGGGUAGUUUUGGCUCGUGCAGUGACACUUGUGGUAGGGGAGUAAUGAUAAGAUCUAGAACAUGCACACAACCCAAGCCAUCUCUCAGAGGAAAACAUUGUGAAGGUUCUCCAGUACAAAUAGCAGUCUGUAACAGGAACACAUGUCCAGAAAUGAGAGUAUUUUUUACAGCAACUGGUAUAACUGGAAAGUACACUGCAAUAUUUCCAAGCAAUGUGCAAAACAAUGGCAACGGAUAUGACAAAUCUACGGGACACUUCAAAUGUAAAUAUCCAGGAAUAUACAUGUUCUCUUUUCACAUUUCAAAAGCUAGCGCUUCUUCAGGUAUCAUAUAUUGUAAAAUUUAUCUUAAUAAUUUACGAAUAGCAGGGGCCAGAGGGAGUGGUUUUUCUAUGAGUGUGUCCGGAACGUUUCAUUUAAAUACAAAUGAUGAGGUAUAUGUCGGUGGUUGUUAUGGAAUCGAUGAAGCUUUUAACGACUACGAUUCGUCAUUUACUGGGGUACUCGUAGUUCCAGAUAAUAUCUAAAAUUAUGAUUACUUUAAAAUGAUAAUAAUAAUAUGACAACACAAGAUUCAAUAUAAUAACAUUAUAUGACUAACAGUUUACAUGUGUUGCGUCCGACAGUUAAUGGAAAGAAACAUUGAUCUCGAAUUUAGAUGAUAUUUUUUUAACAAAAUACGUCAUAAAACAGGGAAGCAUGACAUUAAAUUCAACCGUAUAUUAUUUGAAGCUAAUCAUCUUAAGGAUAAUGGGUAUUAGACGACUAAUAAAAUAAAUUACAUAAAGCAAACAUCAUGUUUGUUGUGCAAGUCUGACUUUCUCAGAUGAGAACUGUUCAUCUAAAUCAAACAAAUCUAGAGAAGGUGCUGGUAAUGAUGCAUUUGAAUGUUCAAUUGCUGGAGAAAAAACAUCACUACUUUGAAGUUUGCGAUUAGCAUAUUUAGGCUAAUAUACAUGAGUUAUGUGUGUAAGAGGAAAACGGACAGUGCUGACAAUAAGGAAUUCUAUUUCUGUCAUAAAUAAAAUCAUUAUUUGUUGUUGUUUUUUAUGAUUCCGGUGAAUAUCUUAAUUUAGUGAAAAGCUUUAUGCUUAAUUCAUUAUGACAUUCUGUUUCGGUGAAUUUCACAUUAGCCAGGGACAAAACUUUACCUUAUCAGCAUAUAAUAAUUGUAAGAUAAUGUAUGAUAACCGACGAUAACCAACGAAAUAAUAUGUUAUAAUUUGAAAAUAUUUUAUUAUUUAUAUAUUAUAACCAUUAUAACAUACGCUUAUUUUGGUGUUUUAUGAUAACGUUUUUUUUAACAUAUGAUAACCUUUCAUAGCAUUUAGUGACAGAUGAUUACAGAAGAUAAAUAAUGUGUAUUGGAUUAUGAUGACGUAUAUUUUACAUCUAAAUAAACAUUUGAUUUUAUUACAUGUGUAAAUUUCCAUAGCAUUUGAUAACAUCGGGUAAGAUUUAAUGACAUCACGCACAUUUACAUAACCUUAGAUAACUUUAACAAUAUUUUUUUUUCGUUCAAAUGGCUACCAUGAUUUUUUAUGAAAUAUUAUGAUUGUGUAGCUAUUUAAGAUUUAACUCUUUUUUUCCGAAAUAUAUUGAAAAUUGUAUAAUUAUUAUGGUACACACCAGAAAGCGAAGAUAACUGUUACAUGACAAAUAAACUAACGAAUAUAAUGUUUUAUUAUAUGAUCUAAAUAUAGCUGCAAUCUCAUUGGUCCAAACAGUAGUCAACAGAACUUUUUAUAAAAUCAUAUUUACUGGGUUCACUGGCUGAAUUGGAUUUUCCCAGUCUUGAAAUAGAUUGAGACUCGUAUUCAAUGAUCAUACACCGUAGACUGUUAAUUACGCGUGUUAAUUAAAUAAUAAUUGUUGCGUUUUUUUUCUUUAUGGCAUAUUUUUCGAUUAAAAUAUCAAUACUUUACUAUUAUACUCAAGGGUUACACCGCAAUAAUGAGUAUAAACUGGAAUUAUUUUUGUAUGCGCAGCGUUCGCGUAGUCGUUGCACGCCUAACACGUGCGUCUUUCUUCCCGCGCUUCAACGAGGCAAAAUUUGUACAUGUAUAAUUAUAAGGUUGCACUUUUGUGAUUUUUUUAAAUUUCUUAGCCUAUUCAUAAAAUA